This is a messenger RNA of Salvia miltiorrhiza (redroot sage), 749 nucleotides long. Its product is annotated as V-type proton ATPase subunit e1. Gene Ontology annotation, biological process: proton transmembrane transport. Gene Ontology annotation, cellular component: proton-transporting V-type ATPase, V0 domain. Bases 291 to 503 code for a protein of 70 amino acids. The transcript has 4 exons. The record is from RefSeq and is a predicted model, not a curated record. NCBI's taxonomy places the organism in Eukaryota, Viridiplantae, Streptophyta, Magnoliopsida, Lamiales, Lamiaceae. Gene Ontology annotation, molecular function: proton-transporting ATPase activity, rotational mechanism.
UGUCCGAUAUUGAAUUUGGGCUGCAUUGGGAUAUACGUAUAAUAAGCCCAUUACAUUUUAGUCACUUUUUUUAUUAAAAAAUUGAAGCCCAAUCUAUUGAGUAACAUGUUGGAAUUUUGAUGCAAUUUGGUUAUUCCCCGAUUUGCUGCAACAGAUUGAUUAUUGAAUUUCAAUCUUAUCAAACCGACGCCGGAUCGAGCACUCCCCUUCACCGGAAGAUUCCGCCGGUUUCCGGAAUUCAAGGUAAAAGCGUUUAUUAUAACUAACUGUCUUUGGGAAAAGCAUCGGAGAUGGGGUUUCUGGUGACUACUUUGAUCUUCGUAGUGGUUGGGGUAAUUGCAUCAUUGUUAACCAGAAUCUGCUGCAACAGAGGGCCCUCCGCAAACCUGUUACAUCUGACAUUGGUUAUUACAGCGACAGUUUGCUGUUGGAUGAUGUGGGCAAUUGUAUACUUGGCACAGAUGAACCCUCUGAUUGUUCCCAUAUUGAAUGAAGCGGAAUGACAUCUUUGAGCAGCCCAUGAAUCCUACAUUGUUGAGUACUACUGGGGGAAGCCAAAGGCAAUGAAUUACAUCGGAACCCGUGUCAGAUUUAUGUUAAGUUUUUGUUAGUGAAAACAUCUUUGAAAUAUUUAUCAGAUUGUACUCCAUUUUGCCUUCUGUAAUCCUUUCCAUGGCUCUUAUUCAUUUUUUGAACGAUGACAUCUUGGUUUCUGUACCUUGAAAGAAAAUAAAUAUGGUUUUUGUAUC